AUGGCGCACGACGGCAAUGCGACGCCUGGCGACGAGGGCGAAUUCGAGGGCGACAGCUGCGAGUUGUCGUUCCUCGAGGAGGCGAGCGAGCUGCAGCGCCUCGUCGCCAUACUCGUGCCCUCCGCGCAGUCCGAUCGGUCUGGAUCGGUGCAAUGCGGUGUGUCGAAUUUCGGAAUCGCAGAGGCGGAUGAGGAUGCGCAACGAAGGCGCGCGGUGGAAGACGGGGAGAUGCGCGACGACCCGCGGGCAGCAGUGCUGCUCCGCUUCGAAACCAUCUGCGCCAAGUACCGCGAGCAGCCGGAGCUGCUGGACCCGCACCUCUCCGCGCUGCUCUCCCCCGCCAUGGCCUGCCUCUCCGCGCACGCGCUCGCUGCCGCGGCCGCGCUGCCCUCCGCGCUUGCGGGAGGCUCCGCGGGGUCGGGGGAACUCGAGCGGGCGAUGGGGGAGGCGGAGGCGCAGCGGAUGGUGCGGGAAGUGGCGGGGGCGGCGUGCGUGGUGCAGGUGGUGGCGUACGUGCGCGGCGCCAAGGUCGUCUGUCGCUUCUUCCCCAACGCGCCCUCCCACCUCGAACCCGCGCUCGCGCUGCUGCUGCUCGUGCUCCGCCUCUCGCCCGCGCCGCCCAAGGUAGCGCUGCAGGGAUGCAGUGGUGGGGGAGCGCGGAUGCAAUGGUGGGAUGCAGUGGCGGGGUCGGAGGUGGGGGUGGCGGUGGAGGCGGCGGAGCAGUGGCGCGUGCACUAUGCGCUGCUCUCGUGGCUCUCGCACCUGCUGCUGCUGCCCUUCUCCCUCCCCUCCCUCGACUCCAACCUCUUCGCCCCCCAACCCCCCGCCUCCCUGCAACCCUCCUCCCUCGAACACUCCUCCCAACCGCUACCAGCAGCAGCAGUGUCAGCACCCGUGGCGUCCCAUGUGCUCCACCGCCUCCUACCACUCCCCACCGCUGCAUGGGAAGGGAGGUUGUCAGAAGCAUGGUCACUGCCCGACGUGCUGCUGCGAGCGUGCCUCACCUUCCUGCCCAACGGCCGCCUGCCCGUCCCCCUCAUGCUCGCCCGCCUCCUCUCCCGCCCCGAAAUGCACUCCCCCCUCGCCUGGUUCAUGGAAGAGAGUCGCCGCCUUGUGGCCUCGCUCUCUGCCGCCCUGCCCUCGCCAGCCGCUCUUCCGGACGGCCCGCCAGGCAGGGGAGAGGGAGCAGCAGUGGUGGUAGUGGAGGAGGGGAAGGGGCGGGCACCACUGUCGGAGGAGCUGCUGGCCCCUGUCAUCCUCACCCUCGCCGCCAUCUUCAAGACAGCCCCACGUGCAGAGCUCACUCACCACACACACCCAGUGUGGGCCACCAUCCUCCUGCCCCUCCUCCACUCCACCUCGCCUUCCAACCUUCCCCACUCCGCGGGCUCCUCUCCCCACCCCAUGUGCGCGCGUCCUGUCUCACUGCUGCUCCCCCUGGCCCUCGUGAAGCUGCUCCAUCGCCUCGCCCUCUCCCUUCUGCCGCCCCGCCAGCCCUCCUGGCGCUACCAGCGCAGCAUCCAUCGGGUGGACGCCCCCCCCUCUGCAGCCCCCCCCGCGCCCUUGCCAUCGCCAGCAGCAGGAGGUGCUGGGCCGGGUGCGGAACAGGGGGUGGCGGCAAGUGCGGAAGGAGUGGGAGGGGCGGAGGAGAGAGAGCUGGGGCGGAGAGAGGGGGAGGGGGAGGGGGAGGAAGAGGGGGAGGAGGAAGAGGAAGAGGAGGUGGCGGAGCUGGUGGAGGAGGCGGUGGGGGAGCUGCUGCCCAUGCUCAAACACGAGUCAACGGAUGUGCGGUGGGCGGCAGCGCGCGGCCUGUCGCGGGUGGUGGGUGGCUUGCCAGCAGGCAUGGCGGACGAAGUGGUGGCGGCCGUCAUUGCCUUGGUGGACCCGCACGAGCUACCAUCGGACAGUGCAUGGCAGGGCGUGUGUCUGGCACUCGCAGAGCUGGCAGCCAGAGGGCUGCUGCUGCCGUCGCGCCUGCACUCCGUCACGCCGCUCCUCGCCUCCGCGUUGCACUACGAGGUGUUGCGGGGGGCGGUGGGCACGGGGGCGCAUGUGCGCGAUGCAGCGGCGUAUGUGUGUUGGGCCAUCGCCCACUCCUUCUCACCGCCCGUUGCUGCUGCCUCCCUGCAGCAGCUAUGCCCUCACCUCCUCGCCGUUGCCUGCUGUGACCGCCAGAUGAAGUGCAGGUGGGCGGCAGCAGCGGCCUUCCAGGAGGUGGUGGGCCGCUUUGGCUGCAUCUCCGACGCCCAAGCGCUCUCCACACCCACCACCCGAGGCACACCCCAUGCCUCCACCAGAGGACCUAGCCAAGGAGGUGAUGCGGUGGAGAGUGGUGCGGAGAAGGAGGAGCAGUGGGUGCCAGCAGGGGGCAUCGCCAUAGUGAAUGCGGCUGACGUCACGUCGCUGUCAUCCACUCGCACUGCAUUCACUCAGGUGCCCACCACAGCCGCAUCUGUCAGUCUGAGAAGCCUUCUUUGUCCUCAUCUGCCUUUGCCCUUUAGCACAUGCACAUGCACCACACACCUGCCCCCGUUACCAUCAUUUCUCCUCGCCUCCCAUAUCUCCUCCUGCCUCUCCUCCUGCUGUCCCCCCUGCUUCCAGGUGGCACUAUUCGUGGCAGGCUAUCCGGAGUACCGCGAGCAGCUGUUGCUCAAGCUAGCAGCCAGCACGCACCACUGGGACAAGGCCAUCCGCGCCCUCGCAGCUGAAUCCCUCGCCGCCAUUGUCCCUCUUGACCCGCCCCGCCUCCUCUCCCUCUUGCACCUACACCUCCUCCCCCUGCUCGCCUCCCCCGACCCCCCCUCCCGCCAUGGGGCUCUCCUGGCCACCGCAGCCCUCCUCCCGCCCCUCUCCGCCUCCCCGCCCUCCCCGGCCCUCUCAGACACCCUCUCCUCACUCACCGCCUCCCUCCCCACGCUGCUCGCCCCGCGCUCCUUCCGAGGGCGCCUAGCUGCGGAUCUCAAGGUGGCCUGCUGCCGCCUGCUCUCCGCGCUCGCUGCUGCACUGCCCCGCGCACAACUGCCGCCCCUGCCCACACCUGCUCUCACUGUGGCUACUGCUUGCCUGCACGACAUGCUGGCAGGGGAUGGGGGGGAGCUGCAGUGUGCGCGGGCGCGCUUUGUCUCGUCAAUCCAGGAGGCAGCAGCAGCAGCCCUGUGGGACCUCGCUCGCACCCAGCAUUCCCCUGCUUGCACAGACUUUGCUCGCCAAAUAAUAACGCGCCACGUGGCGACUCUGGAGUCCGCCAGCUCAGCAGCGAGUGCGAGGCGAGGCGCUGUGCUGGCGCUGCAGUGCUUCCUGCCCAGCCUCUGCCCCGCCUGGCCCUCCGCCUCUCCCCUUGACUCCCCUGCUGCUGGCACUGAUAACGUGGGGCUAGGUGUGGGGGGCGCAAACACAGGGCUAGAGGACGGAGAAAGACAUGGGGAGACGGAGGGGAGAGGGGGUGAGGGAGGGGUGGAUGAGGGUGAGAGGUCAAGGCGCGAGCUGGCAGAGCGGGUGGUGAAGGCGCUGUGUGCUGCUGCCACUGACAAUACACCCUUAGGAUCGGAUCUCCAAGCCCUUAUCAUUUCCUCCAACCACCCAUCCGUCACCCACGCUGCAACAACCUCCCACCCCUUAUCCUCCCUGUCAACCCUGCAGCGGGGGCGUCGUGCUGUGACUGACGUGGCAGUGCGCGCAGCAGCAGUGGAAGCGCUGGGUAAUGCAGCCAGCAUCAUUCCCCUCCUGCAGGCCGGCGGGGCAGGCGCAAGGGGGCACACAGGGACGGGUGGGGGAGAUGGGGCAGAAGCGGAAGGGGAGGGCGAGAAGGAGGAGGUUGAGGACUACACGGAGGACCAGCGGGGUGACGUGGGCCGCCUCGUGAGGGAAGCUUCCAUGAAAGCGCUGGUGGCGUGGGUGGAAGAAGUGUACAGAUUGAGAGAGGUGUGGGAGGGCGAGGUGGGAAAUGCACCAAGUAACACUGACGCAGCACCUGACGCCCCAUCGUCUCAGCGGCGGCACAUUGGGGUUGGGGAAUGGUGCAGAGCGGUGGCAGGGCGGGUGGUGGGUGUGCUGCUGAAGCAGGCGGGGGAGAAGAUUGACGGCACCCGCAAGGUGGCGGGGCAGGGGCUGCAGCGGCUGCUGUGGGGGAGCAAGCACGGUGCAGCGAUGGCAGGGACACAAGAGACAAGAGGGGAAGCAGGGACUGCAGAGGCAGUUGAGGCACGUGGUGCUGGUGGCAGCACGCAGGGGGCAUCAGGUGGAGGCGGGGAGGAGACGGAUGGAGGAGGCGCAGUGAGUCAAUGCGUGGGCGGCACGGCACAAGGGAGCGGUGUGUGCAGGGAUGUGGAUGGGUGGGAGCAGCUGAGGCAGCACGUGCCCUCCGACCCUCACUUCGCAUGGAAGAAUCCUGCGGCUGUCUUUCCCCGUCUGGCCCCGCUGCUGCUGCUGCCAGCCUACCGCCUGCCACUGCUAUCAGGGCUGCUUCUCUCCGCGGGCGCUCUCUCCCACUCCCUCACUGCCGCCUCCCUGCGCGCCCUGUUCUCUCUCAAACCAGCUGAGGGGACACAGGGGGCUAUGAGGGGGACAGGAGAGGGGGGAGAUGGUGGGCAGUGGGAGGAGGUGCAGGGGCGGAUAGCAGAGGACGUGGUGGUGCUGCUGAGGCGGCACCGCAAGCAGAAUCGAGUCAUAAUCCCGUACAUCAAGGCCAUCGCUGCUGUACUUGAGGCGGAUUUCUUUGGGUCGUUAUCAGCAGACACCCCGGCUUCAGCAGACACCCCGGCUUCAGCAGACACCCCGGCUUCAGAUGACCCUGCCACUCCCACCACCUCCCUCGCGGCUCUACCUGGGGUGUUGGUGGGGAGUGUGGAGGAGGAGCUGUGCCGCCCACAGCCCACGGCAUCGGUGCCCAAGAUGCUGGCGGCCGUCGACCUGCUCUGCCACCUCGCCGCCCCCCUCUGCUCUGCCCGCCAGCAUGCCCUCUCCACGCUACUCUGGCUGCUCGCCGUGCGCUUCCCCACUGUUCGAAGGCACUGUGCAGAGCAACUGUACUUGGUGCUUCUAAUGGGAACAGAAGGCGGGGAUGAAACAGAGGAUGUUGAUAGAGAGGCAGCGUUGGAACAAGCUCAAAAUAUUCUUAGCGCUGAUUGGGGUGCAAUGGAUGAUGCUCUGCUGUGGUUCCACGCGAGCUGCAUCUUCAAAGCCCCGGGACUCAUCACCAAGUCAGUGCCCCUCUGCUCCCCUGCCGCCGCUGCCACCGCUGCCACCCAUGCCACCCCUGCUCUGCUGCCCCCCAGCUCCCCUGCUCGCCUGCGCCCAUCCCUCUUUGCCGCCUCUCUUUGUGCGCCCCAAUGCCCGCUUCUCCCCCCAUUCCAUCGCCGCCUAUCCACUGCGCUCCCCCUCCCCCCUGCCACUGCGGCCGACGUGCGGGGCGUGAAUGUGCUGCAGUGCCUCUACAUCGCACGCACCUCAACAAUACGACUCACUCCCCCUCUGUGUCUUCCCCCCUCUGUGAAGGACAAGCUGCGCGCACACCUGAGUGUGGCAGACAUGCGCGCUAUGCUGGAGGCCAAUCAGCAGGAGCCAGGUGGCAGCGAGGACGCCCUGAGGGAGCGCUGUGCGGACGGCACGCUGCCCCGAGAACCUGCUGCUGGACGCCAAGAUCGCCUACUUUGGGCUCAGCAAUGUGGACGUGUGGAGCUGCGGGGUGAUUCUCCCCCUGUGAACUACCCUCUCUUAUUGCAUGCAGGGUGGCAUGUACGCCCUGCCCCACCACCUGUGAUACCGCGCAUGCUGCUGGUCGACCCCAUGAAGCGCAUCACCAUCCCCGAGACCCGCCACCACCCCUGGCUCCUCGCCAAGCUCCCCCGCUACCUCGCCGUGCCGCCGCCAAAUGCUGCCGAGCAGGCCAAACGGAUUGACGAGGAGAUCUUUCAGGUGGUGACGAAGAUGGGGUUCGACCAGGAGCACCUGGCGGAGUCCCUGCGGGAGCGCCGCACGAACACGGCGACAGUGGCCUCGUACCGGCUGCUGGACUCGCACCGCCGCAUCUCCAUGGGCUAUCUGGGCGCCCAGUUCAAAGAGCACAAGGAGGGGCAGCACGACCAGCACGCCACGCACGCGCUUGCAGCCGAUGGGUCCCCACUGGUAGCCGCGAGGGGAGGGCUGGGGCAUGCGCUGGUGGCGAGGCGGAGUGUUGGGAGUGGGGGGGGUGGCGGGAGCGGGGGGUUGGGGAUGGGGGUGCCGGGGUCGACCGCGCAAUAUCAUCAGCACGUUGUGGCAGAUCGGAAAUGGGCGCUGGGGUUGCAGUCCCGCGCGCACCCAAUGGAAGUGAGGGGGGAGGCAUUCCGCGCACUGCAAGCGCUGCAGGGGGGAUGCGGAUGGGAUGCUGGUGGAUGGGGGGCGGUUGGAUGGUGUGUAAGGACGAUACAGGACGAGAGAGGCCGCCCGGUGAUUCCUGUGGAGGCGCUGGUGGGCGGCGGGGUUCGGCUGCGGUUUGAGAUGCAGCUGUUCAAGGUGCGGGAUGAGAAGUAUCUUCUGGGCGUGCAGCACGUGGACGGCUCUCACAUGCUCUUCCUCGCACAGCUGCAUGUCAUCUGA
This is a messenger RNA of Closterium sp. NIES-65, 6576 nucleotides long. NCBI's taxonomy places the organism in Eukaryota, Viridiplantae, Streptophyta, Zygnematophyceae, Desmidiales, Closteriaceae. The record is from the annotation of a GenBank genome assembly.